Rhododendron vialii is the source of this 1822-nucleotide messenger RNA. RefSeq lists its product as uncharacterized. The transcript is spliced from 6 exons. Lineage: Eukaryota; Viridiplantae; Streptophyta; Magnoliopsida; Ericales; Ericaceae. The coding region runs from base 48 to 1553 and encodes 501 amino acids. The record is from RefSeq and is a predicted model, not a curated record.
UGCUGCCCUGUUGUUUUCUCCUAACGGGUUUCAAAUUUUCUGCCAGAAUGAAGUCCCCAGGGCCAAGCCGAUGGCGAUUCAUCAUCUACGGCAGCUUCUUCAUUGUUUUACUUUGCAUCUACCAUUCAAUCAGCGAGUGCAUUUCUGGAAAUACCUCACCGAAUACAAUCCUGACCACCACAACCAUCCACGUGUACCCUUCCGAAAUCCCCAAAAAACCCCUGCGAAAAAUCCAAUUCCCACUCAACUGCACGUCCGGCAACCUCACCCGAAUUUGCCCGGCGAACUAUUACCCGACGAACUUCCUCCACUCCCAAGAUGAUCGGGACCAUCCCCCGCCCGCUGUGUGUCCUGAUUACUUCCGCUGGAUCCACGAGGAUCUUCGGCCGUGGAAGGAGACGGGGAUCACGAGGGACGCGGUGGAGAGUGGUCGGAAGACGGCACACUUCAGGCUGGUGAUAGUCGAGGGGAGGGCUUACGUGGAGAAAUACAGGAGGGCAGUUCACAACAGGGAUUUUUAUACCCUGUGGGGAAUUCUACAGUUGCUACGGAGGUACCCCGGGAAGAUACCGGAUCUGGACCUCAUGUUCAAUUGGGCGGACACGCCGGUUGUCAAAUCGGUGGAUUACAGUGGGCCCAAUGCAACGGCCCCGCCUCCCUUGUUCCGGUAUUGCGGAGAUGAUGCCACGUUGGAGAUUGUUUUUCCUGAUUGGACGUUUUGGGGAUGGCCAGAGACAAAUAUAAAGCCAUGGGAGGAAUUUUUAGAGGAUCUAAAAGAAGGAGAAAAGAGAUGGAUGGAUAAGGAGGCUUAUGCAUACUGGAAAGGCAACCCGACGCUUGCUCCAACUAGAAGGGAUCUCGCCAAAUGUAAUGUCUCUCACAAACAGGACUGGGGGGUUCGCUUGUACAAACAGGAUUGGAAUAAAGAAAAAAAGGAAGGGUUCAAGCAAUCAAACCUGGCCAGCCAGUGUAUGCACAGGUAUAAGAUAUACAUUGAAGGAGUCGGAUGGUCAGUGAGUGAGAAAUACAUUCUUGCAUGUAAUUCUGUUACCUUACUGGUAAAGCCACGUUACUAUGAUUUCUUCUCGAGAGGCUUGAUGCCGAUGCACCACUAUUGGCCCAUAAAUGAGGACGACAAGUGCAGAUCUCUUAAGUUUGCCGUUGAAUGGGGCAACAGCCACAAGCAAAAGGCACAAGAAAUUGGGAAGGCGGGAAGUGACUUCACUCAAGAGGAUUUGAAGAUGGAUUACGUUUAUGACUACAUGUUUCAUCUCUUGAGUGAAUAUGCCAAACUCAUGAGAUACAAGCCCACUAUACCUGAAAGAGCAAUUGAAAUCUGUUCGGAGACAUUGGCUUGUCUUGUGAUAGGAUCACAGAAGAAGUUUAUGAUGGAAUCGAUGGUGAAGGGUCCGACAGACGUGAGCCCAUGCAACAUGCCUCCUCCAUAUGAUGCUCUUGCUCUUCGUACGCUUCUCAAAAGGAAAGCAAAUUCAAUUAGCCAAGUAGAGUUGUGGGAGAAGAGAUACUGGGAGAAUCAAACUAAACAUAACUAGUCAGGUUCCUUAGUAUAUUCAUCGUUCGGUAUAAUUCAUUCAUGGGUACUCUAUCCCUCAAUUUCUAGGUAAAUAAUGUGUAACCAGUGAUCAAUUUCUUAUCAUUUCUCACCAUAUGGAUCACACUCGCGGUUGCUAUGGGAUCAAGAAGUGGCUCGAGAAGCUACAUUAAAGUCAUGGAUCGGAGUUAGGUUGAGCUAUUGGAGUUAGUUUAUAUUCCUCUUUUGUAAGCACUUGUAAACCUUUUUAUCUAUAGCGAAUUUGGUAGA